Messenger RNA from Trypanosoma conorhini, 664 nucleotides. RefSeq names its product trans-sialidase. The transcript has a single exon. Lineage: Eukaryota; Euglenozoa; Kinetoplastea; Trypanosomatida; Trypanosomatidae. The annotation marks the transcript as partial. The record is from RefSeq and is a predicted model, not a curated record.
GUGGGAGGAGGGGAGUGCAUACCGAGUGGUGCUCACGGUGGAAAAUGGCACGGGCUCGGCAUACGUCGACGGGCAGCUCGUGGGGAGUUUGGAGGAGAAACCUCCCUUUGCUGGUUUUGUUGCUUUGUCUGAGUCUGAGUUUGGGCCUGAAGAAACUCUGUUGGGGAGGAGGCCGCCGGAGAGGGUCUCGCACAUCCUCGUUGGGAAAUACAGGUACGACGAAGUAAACGCAGAGGUCCACGUGACGGUGAAGAACGUCUUGCUGUACAACCGCUGCUUCAACGCCAGUGAGGUUGCGGCGCUGGAGAGGAAGGAAAAGGAGGAGGCCAGCGUGACUGCGCCGGAGGAGGUGCCGCUUCGCACCGCCGCAUCCCCCGUAGAACUCCCAGCCGCAGCAGCUGGCGGCGUGGCCGAGGGGCCGUCAGUGGCAGCCGGCACUGGCCCCGCGACGACCGACGCGGCUGGGAGUUCUACGGGGGAUGCGUCGGUGCCGCGCGGUGCAUCGGCGCCGGGCCUAAAUAACGCCUCCGCCUCACUCGCAAAAGAGGCUGCGGGCACAGUGCAGAGGGAGGCUGGGGGCGGCGACGGCACUGCGCGUGGGAGUGUGUCUGUGGUGCUCUCGCUUCUUCUGCUUGCGCUGUGGGGCCUCUCCGCGCUGUGCUGA